UUCUUCGUCUUCUUCUUUCGUCCAAUCCGAACCUCCAUUUUCUCUCUCUACAAAAUCUUCCCCCUUUCUCUCUCCUCUGUCUCUCUGCCACUGCGUUUUCCUCCAUGAGAGCUUGCUUACGCACUCCGCCAUGGGUAAGUACAUCAGGAAAUCCAAGUCCUCACUCGAAAUCACCCUUAUCGAUGCCUCUCAGUCCUCCUCUUACAUUGGCGUUCGAACUCGGGCCAAAACCCUAGCUCUCCAGCGCCUUCAGAAGACUUCCAAUUCUCCACCGCCGCCGUCUUCUCCUGCCACCUCUGGUUCCUAUCUCCAGCUCCGAAGCCGUCGCCUGCACAAGCCGAAGAAUAUUGCUCUCGCGAAUGAGUCGAAGAAGCAGAAAUUGCCGCAGAGGAGUAGCAAUGAACGUGGCCGGAGAGUUACCGCUGAUUCCGGAGAAACCUCGAGGUUGGGGGUUUGUUCGGUCGCCGCUGGUUCUAUUGAGUCUGUUUCGCAUCGGCGUGGCGACGGCGAAAUGAAGGAUGUGACGGUCGAGGAAAUCGUGGUUAAGCAGAGCGAGGUUCAGGAAAAUGUGAAUAUUCUUGACAUUCAGGAAGAAGCUUCGUUUGGAGAGAAUGUUUUGGAUUUUGAAGGUGGAAUGAGUAGGGAAUCCACUCCUUGCAGUUUGAUACAGAAGCCCGAGAGCAUACGAACACCCAGUUCUUCUACGAAGGCGUCGAGUACCACCGAUUAUAGGAUACGACUGCAAAAUUCCUCUGCAAUGGAUGUACCGACCACUCGGGAAGUUGACGAUUUCUUCAACUACGUCGAAGGAGAGCAGCAAAGAAAAUUCAUUGAGAAGUAUAACUUCGACCCGAACACAGGCAAACCACUUCCGGGACGUUACCAAUGGGAGAAAAUGGACGAUUAGACAACGACAUUCAUUCAAUAUAAUUCAGGACCCAUUUAUCUCAAUGUUCUCAGGUUAAGUUGUGCUUAUAAAUGGUAGAUAGUCAGAUCUUAGUUUAUGUGACCCUUUUACUUGUAAAGAAUUAGGGCUGUACUAAUGGUCUGUAACAUAACAAGAAGUUGAAUUACACAGCAAAUAGAACUAAAAGCCUUGUGUCUAAUAGAUUGGUGUAGCAUUUAGGCUGUUGGGUAAUUAAUUAGGUGAAUGUGUGGGGUACAGAAAUUUACUUAGAAUUUUCAUUUUCUUUAUUUUAAUUUUCUUCCAUUUGUACCGUAUGUUCCUCCUUAUACUUGUACUGAUGAAAGUGG
Molecule: messenger RNA, 1254 nt
Organism: Cucurbita moschata (crookneck pumpkin)
Lineage: Eukaryota; Viridiplantae; Streptophyta; Magnoliopsida; Cucurbitales; Cucurbitaceae
Product: cyclin-dependent kinase inhibitor 4-like
Exons: 3
Coding region: 131-907 (258 amino acids)
Biological process (GO): negative regulation of cyclin-dependent protein serine/threonine kinase activity
Cellular component (GO): nucleus
Molecular function (GO): cyclin-dependent protein serine/threonine kinase inhibitor activity
Source: RefSeq, a predicted model, not a curated record